Messenger RNA from Eruca vesicaria subsp. sativa (arugula), 2766 nucleotides. The record is from the annotation of a GenBank genome assembly. Lineage: Eukaryota; Viridiplantae; Streptophyta; Magnoliopsida; Brassicales; Brassicaceae.
AUGAACAGAUAUCGACUCUCUGAGCCGAGUUCCCGAGAUCGAUUAGCUUCGCCACAUACCCCUUCUCAUCAAGGGAAGAAUAUCAAGUCUCCAAGAUCAUCUUGUGAAUUUGAGUCUUGUCACUCUGAGAAAGCUCUCAGUGAGAACAAGCUGCAUCAAGAUUCUGCUCAUCAAACUAAAACUGGAUUACCAAUGAAAAGUUUGUUAGCUCAAGAAAUGUCAAAGCAGACAGAACCUAAAAGGAGAUCACCAAGCAUUAUAGCCAGACUGAUGGGACUCGAUGUCUUGCCCCCUCAGAAUACUUCUCAUAGACAAAACAAGCCUGUGGAGACUCAGCAUACUAGGAGUGGUGAAGGUGGUUCUUAUGAUGGUUAUAAAUGUCUGAGAAGGAGCUCAAAAGAGGAGCAAAAGUUUAAAGAUGUUUUCGAAGUAUUGGAUGCAAAGAGGGCAGAGAGCAAUGAAAAUUUAUAUCAUCAGGGGAGGAUGAAUGCUUCUAACUUAACCCAGGCAGAGAUGGAUUUUAUAAAGCAGAAGUUCAUGGAGGCUAAGCGGUUAUCAACUGAUGAGAAGCUUCGUCACUCAAAAGAGUUUAGUGAUGCGCUUGAGGCUCUGGACUCUAACAAGGACCUCCUGCUGAAGUUUCUCCAGCAACCCGAUUCUUUAUUUACUAAACAUCUGCGUGAUCUUCAAAGCACACCUCACAAGUCUCAUUACGGUCAAGCGCAGUCUCUCAAGUGUCCAAACAGCCAGAGGCAUGUGGAUAGUCUGAAAACUCGGAAAGUUGAUAGGUCGCUUCAUGGGCAUUGUGGUGGUUCUCCUAGCCGUUCUCAUAGUAGGCAUGGUUCUUAUGACUCACUUGACUUACCAAAUGUGGAGCUGAGAAAGAGAAGUGAGUUGCAGCCAACAAAUAUUGUCGUUCUGAAACCUAACCUCGGUGAAACACGUUAUGCCGGUAGAGCUUUUGCAUCGCCAAGCUCUUCUUCCGAUGAGUUCAGAGCAGAUCGUAGGCUUCCAUGCACCAGUAAUCAUAUCAGGCAGAAAAGUAAAGAAGACAUCAGCCUUUCAAGACGGAGUUCUAGAGAUUCUGGAGAAUUUUCCAAAAUAAUGUCUAGGCAAAGGAAGGCGAGGUGUAGUAAUGCCAUGAGCUUCGAGACUUCAGGGUUCAGAGGAUAUGCAGGGGAUGAAAGCUCAUCAGGGAGUGAUUCUGCAAGUGAAAUGGAGUUAGUGCCAGUAACUUCAAGAACAAGAACCGCCUUUAACCGUAAGAACUACCAUCGAUCUUUUCCUUCUAAGUCAUCAACAACAUCAUCCGUGAGCAGAGAAGCCAAGAGGAGACUGUCAGAGAGAUGGAAGCUGACACACAAGUACGAGCAAGAGGUAGAAAUUAGUAGAAGCGGCACAUUAGCUGAGAUGCUUGCAACUUCAGAUAAGGAAGCAAGGCCAGCAAGUUUUAAUGGACUUAAUUUCGAAGAAGGGAUUAGUAAAAGAGUUGAGAGAAAUGUUCAGUUGUCUGAAUUGCCAGAACCGGUUGGAAUCAGUAGUAGAGAUGGUUGGAAAGGAUCAUCUUCAAGAAGUUUUUCAAAAUCCAAAACCAUCAUGAACCAGGAAAGCACUUAUGGUUACACUAUAGUGCUUCCUCAGGAAUUGAUUAGUAGAGAUGGAUUAGUGAAGGGGAGCUCUUCUCAUCAUGGAGAGUCCCAGUCUUUCUUGUCAAGCAGAUCUUCUAAACCUGGUAAUAAUAAAUCUCAGUCAUCAUACAAUAGUUCGCCAGAGGUCAACAUGAGUCCAAGUUUAACCAAAUUCCUUUAUAUGAACCACGAGAUUCAUCAAAAAGAGAAGCUCUCUCCGUCUAAAUCAGGUGGUAGUUUCUCAGUAGUUGCAAAUUCAGACACUGAGGAUAGUUCAGCUUCGGAUGAAAUUAAGACAGCGAUAUCUUCUGAAGCUCCAGAUUUGUCAACUGUCACUUCGUUAACUGACCCUGAUGUCUCAAGGAUGCCAACUAAGGAUGUAAAUCAUUCGUCAGUUCCUGAACCACAGUCUCGUGAAAGCUCAAAGGAAGGAGAUCAACCAAGUCCGGUUUCAAUUCUAGAAGCUUCCUUUGAUGAUGAUGUUUCAUCGAGUUCAGAAUGCUUUGAGAGUGUUAGCGCUGAUCUCCAAGGUAGACUCAGGAUGCAACUUCAGCUUCUCAAACUAGAGUCAGCUGCUUACGAUGAAGGUGGCAUGCUUAUUUCGAGUGAUGAAGACACAGAUCAAGCAGAGUCAUUAACAACAAAAACUAAUGAGAGGGUUGUCAGUCUAGAGGUCAGAGAAAAAGACUGGAAGUCACUAUACUUAGAUGAUCUCCUAGCUAACUUAAGUUUGAGUGACUCAGACCACAACACUGUCAUGGAAACACCUGUAGAUCCAUCCUUGUUUCAAGAUCUUGAGAAGAAGUACUCCACCUUGAAAACCACAACCCGGUUAGAAAGAAAGUUCCUGUUUGAUCAGAUCAGCAGAGAGCUAAUGCAGAUACUAAAGCAGUUUUCGGAUCCACACCCUUGGGUUAAACCCACGAGGGUCUGCCCGAAAUGGGAUUCAAACAAGAUACAAGAGACUCUGAGCGAUUUGGUCACAAGAAAAGAGGAGAAACCAAGGAGAGAUGAUGUGGAGGAGAGGGAGUUGCAGUGGCUGAGUUUGGAAGAUGACAUUGAAAUCAUAGGUAGAGAUAUUGAGGAAAUGCUGACAGAUGAACUCAUAGCAGAGCUUGUGGUAGAUGCAAUCUUCUAG